GUAUGAUUUAAUAAUGGAAAUUUAAGUUUGUAAACUCAAUUUUUAUAAUUGCAGAACCACAGUCAUCUCUCAUCGCCAAACAAGCCUCGUCUUUCUCUUCCUUCUAUUUUAUCCCUUUCCCUCUCUCCUCCUUCCUAUUGCCUCCAAGUUUCCGACAGAGCAGGAAAUCAAAUAAGGAUCAACAUUUGAAGCUUGUUUCAAAGCAACACUGAUGAGACGACAGGGACAAUAUGCAGACUCUGGUGGCAAUGCAUAUGUAUCUGCACAGAUGCAGCAUAUGCCUGCACAAAGGAUGGAGAUCAAGUCUGGUCACUUUCAAGGACAACUAGAAGCAUUUACUCCUGAAAGGGAUCAACCAUAUCGAACUCCAAAAUCAGAUGGCCAGUGGAGGUGGGAAAGAGAUGGAUCAAAAGUGUCAAACCAAAUGACACCGAAAAUGUUCAAUGAAGGCCAAGGGACUGAUGGAUCAAGAACUUAUUUCCAGGGCCAGAGGCCAGAUCCCAACCUAUCUUUAGAAAAACAAAAUGCUGAUAUCAGAUCUCGACCCCAUGAUGAAAAUAUGGAAGUUGGCUAUGAGCACAAUCUUUUGCCACCAACUUUGGAAGGUCUUGAGAAGAAAUUCCAUGAUGACAUAAUGAAGCUUGCUAAAGAACAGAACGAUGCUGAAGAUGCCGAAAAUAGUAGACAUAGAGAGAAAAUAAAUGCAAUCAAUGCUCAGUAUCAGGAACAGCUAACAGCACUUAGAGCACGGCAUGCCAAUCGCAGAGAUGAGUUCCUACGUAAGGAAUCUCUUGUACGCCAACAACAAUACCAGCAGGCAAUGAUGGACUAUUAUCCUCAUAGCAACAUGGCUCCAGCUGAUAGCUUGCCAACCGGUAAUAAUCCUCAUGGUUACGGUAGUGUUGCGGGUUCCGCUGCUGUUGGAGAUGGACAUCGAGGGUAUAAUUCUGAUAACUUUGACUCCUACAGAGAGAGGCCUCGAUAUCUUGGGGCUGCUAGAGAUCAGGGGUUUGAACCUAGAGGUUCAUACCAGGGGGGGCGUGCCUAUGACAACAGUUCACGUUAUAACUGAAUUUGCUUAGUUUAACUUCCCUUAGCCACAUCCUCCAGGUACAGUUCUGAUAUUUACCCCAUGGAUUCUGGCAUGCUAUAUCCUGAAGUUUACGUUAUAUUUUCUGCAGUUCUCCCAUCUGUUGGUUUCUUCUUUCUGCAGUUUUUACAGUUUUUAUGUAACUGAUUCUCCAUUUGGAUGACUGGCGAGGGUCACCUUGUCAUUCGUUCGUAAAUGGAGCAUAAAUGGGUAGUCAGAGUUGAAAUCUUGGUUUCCCGAAGUUGAGAAUGAAUGUCGAAUGUGCGACUGACAUGGGUAUGAUCAAAAUGUUUUAGUUUUAUACAUUUGAAGAUAAUAUUAUAUGCAUACCUCUGCUUGAAUA
This is a messenger RNA of Gossypium raimondii (Peruvian cotton), 1433 nucleotides long. RefSeq lists its product as uncharacterized. The transcript is spliced from 4 exons. The record is from RefSeq and is a predicted model, not a curated record. NCBI's taxonomy places the organism in Eukaryota, Viridiplantae, Streptophyta, Magnoliopsida, Malvales, Malvaceae. The coding region runs from base 212 to 1072 and encodes 286 amino acids.